Messenger RNA from Aplosporella prunicola CBS 121167, 768 nucleotides. RefSeq lists its product as uncharacterized. The transcript has 3 exons. Gene Ontology annotation, molecular function: calcium ion binding; microtubule binding. The coding region runs from base 1 to 768 and encodes 255 amino acids. The record is from RefSeq and is a predicted model, not a curated record. Lineage: Eukaryota; Fungi; Ascomycota; Dothideomycetes; Botryosphaeriales; Aplosporellaceae. Gene Ontology annotation, biological process: spindle pole body duplication. Gene Ontology annotation, cellular component: mitotic spindle pole body; half bridge of spindle pole body.
AUGGCGACGGCCAACUUCUCCGGUCGUACCUACGGCGCCAGCGGCCUGGGCCGCAAUGCCGGCGCUGCGAAUCCCGCCGCCGCGCCCUCCAACGCCUUCAACGCCUCGUCGGCCGCCGCGGGCUUCGGCGCCCCCGCCGGCCCUUCGCACCAGCACCGCGAGGCGCAGCGGUUGGAGCGCGAGCGGGCUGAGCGCGCAGAGAGGGAGCGUUUGGAGCAGCAAGGGCGCGGGGAUAUAGCUGAUCUGAGCGACGAGCAGAGGGAGGAGAUCAACGAGGCAUUCCAACUCUUCGACCUCGACAAGGACGGCCACAUCGACUACCACGAGCUCAAAGUCGCCAUGAAAGCCCUCGGCUUCGACCUCCCCAAACAAGAAAUCCUCAACAUCCUGCGCGCAACCGGCGUCCCCGCAACCACACUCACCCAGCCCGCCCAAGCAGGCGCCAAAGCCAAACCCCCCACCACCAGCACAACCGCCCCACCAGCCUUCACGGGCCCCUCGCGCCUGCUGCUCCCGCUCGCCGCCUUCCAGGCCCUCAUGGCCCACCGCAUGCUCACCCGCGACCCGCGCGACGAGAUCCUCCGCGCCUUUGAGCUCUUCGACGACGGCGCAAAAGGCAGCAUCACGCUGGCGGACCUGCGGCGCGUGGCGCGCGAGCUGGGCGAGGGGCUGCAGGAGGAGGAGCUGGUGGCUAUGAUUGAGGAGUUUGAUCUUGAUGGGGAUGGCGCGAUUGGGAAGGACGAAUUUGUGGGCAUUUGUUUGGGUUGA